This is a messenger RNA of Oncorhynchus kisutch (coho salmon), 3388 nucleotides long. It is a transcript of the gene rbfox1, whose product is annotated as RNA binding fox-1 homolog 1. The record is from RefSeq and is a predicted model, not a curated record. Gene Ontology annotation, molecular function: mRNA binding. Gene Ontology annotation, biological process: regulation of alternative mRNA splicing, via spliceosome; nervous system development. NCBI's taxonomy places the organism in Eukaryota, Metazoa, Chordata, Actinopteri, Salmoniformes, Salmonidae. Gene Ontology annotation, cellular component: cytoplasm; nucleus.
CCCACUGAACACACGCACACACACACACACGGGGAACAGCGCCCCAUCCAUAAUUGAUGCUAGCUGUGGGCAGGCAGAUGCUGGAGGCAGGAGGAAGAAGGGAGGAAGAAGGGAGGAAGAAGGGAGGAAGAAGGGAGGAAGAAGGGAGAGCAGCUGGGUGUGUUUAUGGAGGAGACAGAGGAAGGCAAGAUGGUGGAGCAGGGUAACCAGGAGGCCCCUCCCCCUCCAGACUCCAGGACUCAGCCGUACCCCUCCGCCCAAUUUGCCCCCCCUCAGAACGGCCUGCCCGCUGAGUUCACCGCCUCACACCCUCACCCUGCGCCCCCAGACUACACAGGACAGCCCCCCGUCAGCGAACACCCUCUCAACAUGUACCCCACUUCACAGAACCACAGUGAACAGAGUGGACAGGACACCAGCAUACAGACCGUCUCAGCCACAGCCACACAGACAGAGGAGGAGUCUCAGACAGACAGUCAGCAGCAGAGCCAGGCGUCUGACAGUUGUAACAGUAAGACUCAACCCAAGCGUCUCCAUGUCUCCAACAUACCCUUCAGAUUCAGGGACCCAGACCUCAGGCAAAUGUUCGGCCAAUUUGGUCAAAUCUUAGACGUUGAAAUCAUUUUUAACGAGCGGGGCUCUAAGGGUUUUGGGUUCGUAACUUUCGAGCAUAGUGCGGACGCUGACAGGGCGCGAGACAAAUUACACGGCACGGUCGUAGAAGGCCGUAAAAUAGAGGUCAACAAUGCAACGGCACGGGUAAUGACCAAUAAGAAGACAGUCAAUCCUUAUGUAAAUGGGUGGAAAUUGAACCCAGUAGUCGGUGCAGUCUACAGUCCAGAGUUCUAUGCAGUGUUGUUUACCAGGAUGGAUUUUAUGGUGCAGAUAUUUAUGGGGGCUAUGCUGCCUACAGGUAUACUCAGCCUGCUGCCGCCACAGCUGCUGCAUUCGGUGACAGUUACGGACCAGUAUAUGCUGCGGACCCCUACAACCACCCACUUGCUCCAGCAGCCACAUACAGCAUUGGUGCCAUGAAUCCGUUUGCCCCGUUGGCUGAUGCCAAGACGAGGAGUCAUGCUGACGACGUGGGGCUGGUGUUGUCCUCCCUGCAGGCUAGCAUAUACAGGGGAGGUUACAGCCGCUUCGCCCCAUACUAACCCACCAACCAACCUCCCUAAAACCAUACAACAACCAAUUACUACCCUACCAACCAACCAACCUCCCCACAACCAAACAACAUCCAAUCCUUUUUGACAGGGAUACAACCGAGCAACCAACCAACCUCCCCACAACCAAACAACAUCCAAUCCUUUCUGACAGGGACACAACCAAGCAACCAACCAACCUCCCCACAACCAAACAACAACCAAUCUUUUCUGACAGGGACACAACCGAGCAACCAACCAACCAACCAACAAACAAACCACACAACCAACAAACCAGUAUGUGAGUGAGAAAGACAGAGAGAGUGAGAGACAGAGAGAGAGAGACAGAGAAUGAACUUUGAGGCCUGGGUAUUGCAAUAUAUGCUGUUGAGCAUGAUUUUAGCAGCUCCUAAGAGAGAGGGAAGUCAGUCAACUAAAAAGAAGGAUAUUUAUACCUCAGAUAUUGUGUGCUGUUCAUUUUGAUACAGUGGGUUUUUCAUUUGUAAAGGUCAGUAGAUGGUCCGUGUUGGUAGAGCUAUAGAAGAGCUACUAGAUUUAAAACCUUACCAUUGUAAAACAACACAUUUCAACUGUUCGGGCUUCGUGAAAAGACAAACCAAUCCUGUGAAAUACAUCGUAGAAUGAGAUCCCGUUUUGUAAGAGGGUUUACAUGAUUGCAGGGUUCGGAUUCCUUUGACAUUCUCUCUGUUAGCGUCUACGUUGUUUCCUAGCUACUGGGGUUAUGAUUAGGAACGGGGUUAAAGUUAAGGACUGGGCAAGUGUUAGGGUUAGGAUUCCUUUGACAUUCUCUCUGUUAGCGUCUACGUUGUUUCCUAGCUACUGGGGUUAUGAUUAGGAACGGGGUUAAAGUUAAGGACUGAGCAAGUGUUAGGGUUAGGAUUCCUUUGACAUUCUCUCUGUUAGCGUCUACGUUGUUUCCUAGCUACUGGGGUUAUGAUUAGGAACGGGGUUAAAGUUAAGGACUGGGCAAGUGUUAGGGUUAGGAUUCCUUUGACAUUCUCUCUGUUAGCGUCUACGUUGUUUCCUAGCUACUGGGGUUAUGAUUAGGAACGGGGUUAAAGUUAAGGACUGGGCAAGUGUUAGGGUUAGGAUUCCUUUGACAUUCUCUCUGUUAGCGUCUACGUUGUUUCCUAGCUACUGGGGUUAUGAUUAGGAACGGGGUUAAAGUUAAGGACUGGGCAAGUGUUAGGGUUAGGAUUCCUUUGACAUUCUCUCUGUUAGCGUCUACGUUGUUUCCUAGCUACUGGGGUUAUGAUUAGGAACGGGGUUAAAGUUAAGGACUGGGCAAGUGUUAGGGUUAGGAUUCCUUUGACAUUCUCUCUGUUAGCGUCUACGUUGUUUCCUAGCUACUGGGGUUAUGAUUAGGAACGGGGUUAAAGUUAAGGACUGGGCAAGUGUUAGGGUUAGGAUUCCUUUGACAUUCUCUCUGUUAGCGUCUACGUUGUUUCCUAGCUACUGGGGUUAUGAUUAGGAAUGGGGUUAAAGUUAAGGACUGGGCAAGUGUUAGGGUUAGGAUUCCUUUGACAUUCUCUCUGUUAGCGUCUACGUUGUUUCCUAGCUACUGGGGUUGUGAUUAGGAACGGGGUUAAAGUUAAGGACUGGGCAAGUGUUAGGGUUAGGAUUCCUUUGACAUUCUCUCUGUUAGCGUCUACGUUGUUUCCUAGCUACUGGGGUUAUGAUUAGGAACGGGGUUAAAGUUAAGGACUGGGCAAGUGUUAGGGUUAGGAUUAGGUUAGGAUUAUGGUUAAGGUUGGGAUUAGGUUAGGAUUAGGGUUAAGGUUGGGGUUAAGGUUAGGUUAGGAUUAGGGUUAAGGUUGGGAUUAGGUUAGGAUUAGGGUUAGGGUUAAGGUUGGGGUUAGGUUAGGUUAGGAUUGGGGUUAAAGUUAAGGACUGGGCAAGUGUUAGGGUUAGGAUCAGGUUAGGAUUAGGGUUACGUUUGGGGUUAGGUUAGGUUAGGAUUGGGAUUAAAGUUAAGGACUGGGCAAGUGUUAGGGUUAGGAUUAGGGUUAAGGUUGGGAUUAGGUUAGGAUUAGGGUUAAGGUUGAGGUUAGGGCUGAAGCUGAGGGUUAGGAUUGAGGUUAUGGUUGGGGAGGUGGGGGUAAAAUGGGGUAUUAGAAAGGCACCGAAAGGUUGCAAGAUCGAGUCCCCCUGCUGACAAGGUCAAAAUCUUGCGUUCUACCCCUGAACAAGGCAGUUAACCCACUGUUCCUAGGCCGUCAUUG